AUGGCCGCCGGACCCGGUCGCGGAGACACUGGAUUCGGGCUCGCCGGCCACCAGCGCCGCGCACCACUGGCAGGCCACGCGCACCGACUGCACCUCCCUGCGCGCACCACGCUCGCAUGUUGCCUCCGGAUGCCGCCUGCACAGGAUCAGACACAUCUGCUUCUUUGGGCUGGGCCCGCACGGCCCGCCGUCGAGGAGGGUUUGCGGCAAAGGCAAAUUAUCGUUUGUUUCAGAGUGCAGACGACGAGAUCCACCCAGCGGCGGCGGCGGCUGGACCUGGAUGACGAACCCCGGCGGCAGAGACAGGAACCGCCGCCCGGAGGAGGCGGAGGAGACGAAGAAGACGACGCGGGGCGGCUCGACCUCGACCUGAUCAGCCGCCUCCCGGACGAUGUCCUCGGCGGUGUCAUCACGCUGCUCCCCGCCAAGGACGGCGCCCGCACGCAGAUCCUCUCCCGCCGGUGGUGCCCCCUCUGGCGCUCCGCGCCCCUCAACCUCGAGGCCGAUAGCUUCGCGGCCGCGCAGGCCAUCCUCGCCAGCCACCAAGGCGCGCCCGGCCGCCGCUUCUCCCUCACCUGGCGCGGCCACCACCUGGACGGCUUCUCCGUGGUCGACGACGUGCUCCGGCCGCCCGGCCUCGACGGUCUCCAGGAGUUCGAGCUGCGCUACUCCCCCUCGGCAAUCAUCGAUACGGAUUUCCGUCUAGAUCCGGCGCCGCUGUCCGUGUUCCACUUCUCGCCCACCCUGCGCGUGUUCACCGUGCACUGCCUCCGAACAAGGCUCCAAUUCCCCACGGCCUGCCCCGUGCUCCAUCUCCCGCGCCUCGAGCAGCUGACCCUCAAGGGCGUCGUCAUCUCCGAGACCAUUCUCCAUGGCAUCUUGUCCAGCUGCCUCGUCCUGCAGAGUUUGGUGCUGCAGGCAAACGCCGGCUACCGCCAUCUCCGGAUCAGCUCCCCGACGCUACGCAGCCUUGGCAUAGGGGUUAACACAAGCCGUGAAGGAAUGCUCGAGCAAAUCAACAUUGAGGAUGCUCCACUGUUGGAGAGGCUCUUCACAGAUGGUGUAAGCUAUGGCCAACAGAUCCAAGUUAUCCGGGCACCCAAACUGAAGAUACUGGGAUAUCUAUCUGAUUGCGUCUCUGCAUCUGAGUUUGGAAUCAGGAUUCUCAAGAAAAUGGAGUUCUUGAGCCUACCUAAUUCUAGUGCAAUGAGGACUGUGACAAUUCUAGCUCUGGACGUUGCUCCUGAUAAUCCGGAUGUUGUUGUUGACUUCUUGACAUGGUUUCCAUGCGUCGAAAAGCUACACAUGGCAAUGGGCCAUUGGAAGAUGAUGAAACGGGGGAAGAAGCCCAAGAAUGCGAGGCGCCAUGUUUCACUCGAAUGCCUUGAUCAACAUCUCAAGAUGUUGGAGUUGAAAAGUUAUCGUGGCGACAUGUGGGAAGUGAGCUUGGUACCAUGAUUAGAAGGGAGCAAAAGUUUGUCAUGGCUGCUAGAAGGUUUAUGUGGGUGCUCACAUAGAGCACACUUUUUUCCCUUGAUGCUGACGCUCUAUACCGUGGAAGCAAUGAAUUUGUGGACUAUUCCAACUACCUUUGAAUGAAGUAGUAGCUCCCUGUCCCUCUGUCCCUUUUUCUCCUGUCCCUAUUUCUCCUGUCAGAUCAAUCUCUCUGUUUGUGUCUGUUGUUAAUCCAUAUUUUUUGUCCUCAAUUUGAUAUUUAGAUAAAUGUAUCUUAGAUAAAUUAGACACAAGACUAGUUUAAAGACUAAAUCACUAAUGGUUUAUUAGAUUUUACACCAUUAUGUAGCAUGUAGUUUUUUGUUAUAUAAUUUCAUGUAUAAAUGUGCAUGUUGUUGUAUUGCUAUCAUUUCCUAUAUCUUUUUGGAGCAAAAACUUGCUUAUCUAGUAUGAAGAAAUUGUGAUAGAUUUAUUUUCUAGUUCCUGGCAUUUUAAUUUCUUCUAAUGAAACAGGUGACCAUAUUUUGGGCUUGGUCUCCUGUUGCUCUGGGCCAUCGAGUUCAAGUGGACACAACUCUUGCAAAAUUCGGGAUCAGCAGUGUCAUCAACAGCCAUGCGCAAUAUAUGAUGCAACAUUCUGUGGUCAUUUUCUACGAAAUAUUAGGUAUAUAUGUUGCAUGUUUUGAAUGUGUGAAAUGGGUGUAAAUUUUGAAUAGACAGUGAGCUGGCUAUUUCUUUUUUCAAUAGUUGAACAUCAGUAACGUUAAUCACCAGCUUGUGCCAUUUUUAUCUUUAAGUUUGGUAAAUAGAGCUAUCAACCGGUCUGGAGCAGCCCAGAGUCCAGA
This is a messenger RNA of Panicum virgatum (switchgrass), 2300 nucleotides long. RefSeq names its product putative F-box/FBD/LRR-repeat protein At1g78760. The record is from RefSeq and is a predicted model, not a curated record. Bases 1 to 1458 code for a protein of 485 amino acids. Gene Ontology annotation, molecular function: protein binding. The transcript is spliced from 5 exons. NCBI's taxonomy places the organism in Eukaryota, Viridiplantae, Streptophyta, Magnoliopsida, Poales, Poaceae.